Aureococcus anophagefferens is the source of this 2658-nucleotide messenger RNA. RefSeq lists its product as hypothetical. NCBI's taxonomy places the organism in Eukaryota, Pelagophyceae, Pelagomonadales, Pelagomonadaceae. The transcript has a single exon. The coding region runs from base 1 to 2658 and encodes 885 amino acids. The record is from RefSeq and is a predicted model, not a curated record.
AUGUUCCUGCCGCUGCGCACGCGGCUGCUCCUGACCCUCCUCCUGGGCCUCGCCGUCGUCUGGCUGCGGACGGCGUCGACGCGGCGGCCGGCGCCGACGCCGAAGCCGCGCGCGACGGCCGCGGCGCCGGCGCCGAAGCCGAAGCCGAGGCCGCCGCGCGUCGAGGACGUGCUCGAGGCGGCGAGCGCCCAGGUGCGGCAGCGGCGGCGCAACUCGAGCAAGGCGCCGGCGGCGGCGCUCGAGCUCGAGCCGCCGCCCGUCGAGCCGCGGCGCGCGGCGCGCGGCGCGCCGGCGGCGCGCGGCGCCGCGUGCGCGCCGACGUCGGCGGACGUGGGCGUCAUCCUCUUCGCCGUCGGCGCCAAGGCCCAGAGCAAGGCGGCCAAGGCCGCGCGCACGGUCUGGGAGACGACGCCGCCGAACGUGCAGACGCUGCUGCUAACGGACGAGGCGGGCGUCGCCGUCGCGCGGACCUGGAGCCGCGAGCGCUUCGGCCCCCUCGCGGCGGCGCGCCGGCAUGCCCGCGGCGACGACGAAGCGGCGCCGGCCUGGGCCGUGCUGCGCGCGGCGCCCUUCGACGCCGUCGUGUCCGUCGGGAACGCGUCCGAGGGUCUGGCCUUCGCGGACAUGCCCCAGUUCCAGGCCUUCCGGGCCUUCGAGGUCACGUCCGUCGACGGCGUCAAGAAGGACGUGCUGCGCAAGGACCGGCCCGAGUGGACGAACCGCGAGGACGCGACGAACCGCGCGCUCCGGGCGCUGCGGCUCGCGAAGAUCCGGAGCCUGGUGCGCGGCGCGCGGCUCUUCGCGUACACGCUCUUUCUGGACGUGGACACGAUCGUCUGUAGAGAUUUACGAGCCGCGUUGUGCGCCGUCGGCGGCGACGGCGCCCACGUGGCCUUCGUGCCCGUGACGAACAACCGGACGCACGGCGACGCCGUCGUCCGCGCCGCGCUCGGCGUCGCGAACGGCGAGCUGCUGCCCGCGGAGGCGAACACGGGCGUGCUCGCGCUGGCGGACUCGCCGACGACGCGCUGGCUCCUCAAGGCCUGGGAGGCGGCCUACGUGAAGCUGAGCGAGCUGGGCCAGCUCAUGGACCAGCCCGCGUUCCGGGCCGCGCUGCACCUCACGCGGGACCGCCUGCGCUUCGUCCACCUCGACGCGGCCUACAACUGCCGGGGCCGGGACACGGCGCGCAAGAACAGCGUGCGCAUCUCCUGCGACGGCUACCACGACUACGAGAACUACCUCCAGAAGUCGCUCGAGGGCGGCAAGGGCUGCGUCGUGCUCCACUCGCACGACGCGUCGUCGCUCCGCGCGACGUGGCCCAACGCGCUGCCCAACUACUACGUCGAGUCGUCCGUGCCCUACGGCACGCUCCGCGAGGCCACGGGGCCCGGCGACUCCAUCGCGAGGACCGCGCUCGCGCGCCGCGCGGCCGCGGCGGGCAACGCGUCCGCGGCGCGCCGCUGGCCCUGGGCGACGGCGACGAGCGCCGCGGCGCAGAAGACGCGCGCGCACCACGCCCUCGUGCUGCCGGACAUGAGCCUCGAGAGCACCGCGCGGCUCAUGGUCACGCGGUUCUACCGGCUGCUCGUCGGCGACGACGCGCCGGGCGUCGCCUGCGGCCGGCGGACCUGCACCUUCCGCGGCAACGCGACGGCCCUCGACGGCGACGACCGCCGGGGCCGCGCGGACGUCAAGGCCGCCGUGGGGCGCGCGCAGGACGUCGCGCGGAAGCUCGACGGCGGCGGCCGCUACGCGUGGGAGCUCGGCCUCCGCGCGGGCGGCGCGGCCGCGGACCGCACGCGCACGCCGCCCGGCGGGGCGCCGCCCGUGCCGGCGCCCCUGCUGGGGCCCCUGGCCUUCGGGGCCUGCGGCCUCCGCGGCGGCGGCUUCGGCAUCCACGCGCGGCCGUGCGCGUACUUCGUCUUCAUCCGCAACCCCGUGGACCGCAUGAUCUCGGAGUGGUACUCCUGCCGCGGCGGCUACUUCGACGAGAAGAAGCGGCCGAAGCAGCGCUACGAGCUCGACGCGUCGCGCGAGGAGUGCGUGUCGCCGCUCGGCGCGGACGCGAUGCGCGGCAUGAGCCUCGCGGCCUGGGCCGAGGCCAAGGGCAACGUCCAGCUCCAGCAGCUCGUGCCCCUGAGCGCGUUGGACUUCGACUACGACGCGGACCCCGCGGGGGGCGCGCCGAGCCCCAUCGCCGCGCGGCUCGCGCGCGAGGGCGCGCCGAACGAGGCGGACGCGCGCGUCUUCAUCGACCGGUCCCGCGACUGGUUCGCCGUCGUCGCGACGUCGGGCAAGGUCGGCGACUCCAUGCGGCUGCUGCUCCACGCCAUCACGGGCGUCGCCGCGCCCGUCGCGUGGAUCGAGGACACGUUCCUCCUCCGGCCGCCGUCGACCAAGGGCGGCUCCGCGGCGCCCAAGUGCCCCAAGGGCUUCCGCAAGGUGAACCGCUUCAACGACCGGCCCGUCGAGGCCUGCGCGCCCGAGUCCCUCGUGCCGAGGCCCCGGCCCAAGCAGGACGACGACACCAUGGAGACGGUCCGCGCGGCCGUCGGCCUCGACAUGCUCCUCUUCAUGUACGCCCAGGUCCUCUUCAAGGUCCAGGUCGCCGUCGUCGACGCCGUCGCGGAGCAGCAGGCCAAGGAGCGGGCGUAA